Molecule: messenger RNA, 2509 nt
Organism: Doryrhamphus excisus (bluestripe pipefish)
Lineage: Eukaryota; Metazoa; Chordata; Actinopteri; Syngnathiformes; Syngnathidae
Source: RefSeq, a predicted model, not a curated record
UUAACUUUCCACUGGAAAUCACUCAAUGUUGCACGGUGGCACAGCAGCAGGAUCGGACCCUAUCCCAGCGUACAAAUGCAAAUAUUUACUCACCACAAGCACAGCAACAGCAGAAGAAAACUAAGUAAAAGGUACAAAUACAAAUAUUUACUCACCAAAAGUACAGCAACAGCGGAAGAAAACAAAGUAAAAGGUACAAAUACAAACAUUUACUCACCACAAGCACAGCAACAGCAGAAGAAAAAGUAAAAGGUAUAAAUACAAACAUUUACUCACCAAAAGUACAGCAAUAGUGGAAGAAAACAAAGUAAAAGGUAGAAAAGCGGAUGAAAACUAUGUAAAAAUAUAAACAUUUACUAUAGGGUCUACCCUCAGCUGAGAUUUCACGUCUGUAUGAUUUCUUUGUUCAAACUUGUAUUUUAAAUCCUAAUGUACGUUGACUUGUUAUGAUUUCUUGGCGUGCACUUGUGCACAGUGUCAAAUGCUGCCAUCUAUCGGCUAUGUGAGGUAUCGGUGAAAGUGAAAAUGAAAGUUACCUCGGGUUUGACUUUCGUUUUGCCGCAACUGAGCUGUACUGGACUGCACUGCUGGUCCUCAUUUGGACGGAAGGUCUGAGAAGGAUGAACAUGGACGACGUGAUGAAAGAGAAUCUCAUUGACAGUUUUCGACCAAGGUUGAAGGUCUUUAUCUCGGUGGAGCCGGUUCUGGAUCGUCUCCAUAUCAUCAGUGCAGACCAGAGAGAAUUUCUUAGACAAAUGGCCAAAACGGACGGUAACUCCGCGGCCGUGGACGCCCUGAUCAGUGCCGUCCUUCGGAAGCCUCACCCGGAAGGCUGGUUCCAGGCUUUUGUGGACGCCUUGUGCAACGCCGGGUGCCAACAAGCGGCGAACUACAUGAUGGUCAAGCUGCCCCGCCCGGAAGUGGAAGAGCAGAACGACCACUGCAUGCGGAUGAUUGACAUACUAGUACCCAGUCUUCUCGACAUGGACACCAAAGUAGUCUGCACGUUGUGUUUUUCCAGGGAACUCAUCACAAAGGACGACAUGGACAUUAUCCUUUGCUUGGCAGACUCCCAGGGACUCCGAGUUGGCGCUCGUGAACUUCUGAAAAGGAUUGUGAGGUGCCAGCUUGGAUGGUACUCUGAGUUUAUCCAGAUUUUGCGUGAAACUGAGCACCAGGUCUUGUACGCGCUGCUGGAAGGGUCAUGUGACUACGAUACCACAGACCUGUACAGAAGCGAAAGCUCGCUUGGAGACUCCACUCAAAGUUCACCGCCAGAUCUAAAAGCAGCGUCAAUAGAAGAUGAGACUACAGGAAGUAAGGCUGUGAUUGACAGUCCGGCGGAAAGUUCAGCUAGUUCACAGCGUUUGGAUGACUACAAGGACAUGGAGGCUGAGAAUGAUGCCACAGAUCCAAGUGACCCAGGCGGAGCUCCCGGCAGCCCAGAUAGAGCUGAAAUUAUUCUUCGGGAUUAUCAGAAGGAGGUGGCUCAACCUGCCUUGGAGGGGAAAAACAUCAUCAUCUGCCUCCCGACCGGAAGUGGUAAAACCAGGGUGGCGGUUUAUGUUACUCGUCAACAUCUGGAACGCAGGAGAGCGGAUCGGAAGACGGGGAAAGUGGUCGUUCUGGUCAACAAGGUUCCUCUGGUGGAGCAGCACCACGCCACAGAGUUCCAACGCUUUCUCAAGCACGCGUACAAAGUGGAAAGAGUCAGUGGAAACUCUUUGUUGAAAAUCUCUUUCACAGAGAUUAUGAAGAAAAAUGAUGUCGUCAUUUGCACGGCCCAGAUUCUGCAAAACUAUUUGGAGAGGUCGGUCAAAGGAGAAGACGAGGGAGUGCAUCUCAAGGAUAUUAGCCUGAUCAUCAUAGACGAGUGCCAUCACACUAAGAAGGGGGAAGUGUACAACCAGGUGAUGAUGCGUUACCUGAAGCAGAAGAACAAGAACAAUGGGCUGAAGAAGGAGCAGAAGGAGACCGUGCCGCUGCCCCAGAUCCUCGGCCUCACCGCCUCUCUUGGCGUUGGGAGCGCCACCAAACUCGAUGCAGCCGAGAAAAACAUCCUACAGAUUUGUGCCAACUUGGACGCCUCCCAAAUCCUGACUUCCAAUCUUGGGGAUUACAGAAACGAUCCAUGCAAACAAAUAGUUCUUGUUGAGGACAAAGAGAAGGAUCCCUUUGGUGAUGUCAUCAAGAGAAUCAUGAGCAGUAUCCAAACGUAUGCCAAGCUCAGCCCCACCUGCCAGCUUGGCUCUCAGACCUAUGAACAGUGGGUGGUCCAAUACGAGCGGCAAGCUUGAUAGCGGCUCAAGAGGAAGACCAAACAUGCACAUUUGUACCAAUAUAAAUCAUAUCAAGUGGAGUUUUUAGAUGAUUAUGAUGAACUUUCUAGCUGCCAAAGAGGGAAACCAAACGGUGCGUAUUUGUGCGGAGCACCUUCGUCAGUACAACGAGGCCCUGCAGCUCAGCAACACCAUCCGCAUGUGUGAUGCCUUCACUUUCCUGGAGAAAU